This is a messenger RNA of Daphnia magna, 1060 nucleotides long. RefSeq names its product calphotin. The record is from RefSeq and is a predicted model, not a curated record. NCBI's taxonomy places the organism in Eukaryota, Metazoa, Arthropoda, Branchiopoda, Diplostraca, Daphniidae. The transcript has 2 exons. Bases 365 to 1060 code for a protein of 231 amino acids.
ACGUACCACACGAACACGGAUCUCGUUCCACUUGUUCUGCUUUUCUGGGACUGUGCUGACCUAUUUACAUUGCUGCAAUGACCAUAUGUUGGCACCACUUGAGCAUUUUUUUCAGAUCCUGUUUACGAACAAAGCUAAAACGGUUCAAAAUAAAACAGACAAAGUUUGGAAUAAACCAAUGGUUAACGAGAACGAUAAGAGAUGCUUAGAUAUAGUAUGCACCUUUUUGUGUGGUACGUCUGACUCAUCACGAAAGAGAAAAACAAGACCAACGCCCUGUUUGUUUCAUAUAAAUACGCAAGGGUAAAACAUAUUCGAAAUCUAGCCACUGUGUGCCAGCUCAAUCUCAACCAAGACAAUCAAAAUGUAUUUCCUUGUCGUUCUUCCCUUGCUCGUUGCCACCGUGUUGGCCGCUCCUGCCAUUCCCGCUACGCCUUGUCUGACGCAUCCAGCUCCAGUUGCUUAUGGUGUUGCGCCUGUGCCUUACGUCGCACCUGCUCCUAUUCAGGUUGAAGUGCAACCCCAGAUCCAGUACGACUUUUCAGCUCCCGUCGCUUUUGCUGCCCCAGCUCCAGUCGCUUACGUUGCUGCUCCCGCACCCGUUGAGAUUAUUAAGAAAACCAUCGAGUAUGACUUCCCUGCUCCCAUCUCCGCUCCUGCCCCAGCUCCAGUCGUUUACGCCAUUCCAGCACCAGUCCAGGUUGCAGCUCCAGCUCCAGUUCACGUUUUCCCUCACGCCUUUGAGACACGCGUCCACUACGCCGAGACUCCCGUUGUCGUCGGACAAACUGCCCGCAUCAUGAAACCCAACUUGGGAGCUGAGGCCCAUAUCACCAACUUUGACUUUAUGGGACUCGCUCAGACCAAAGGUGCUUCCCAGGAAUCCUACGUCCAGAAAUCGAAAGUCCUGGCCCCGGCACGCAGCGUCUCCGAGAUCACUCCGCAGGUGACUGUCCAGCACCCGACCAACGUGCAGAAGGUCGCUGCUGAGGUGCUCGUGGCCGCUCCCUACGCCCAGCCCUACCCCGUUCCAGUUGCUCCCCAAUACGAAAUCCAUUAA